GCAGACCCCGGGCGCCCAUGGAGUUGGCGUCGGAGCAGCAGCUGCGCGGGCGGAGCAGAAAGCAAGUGAUUGCUUUCCUUUCCUCAGUUUUGGAAGCCCUGCCUAACACACAGCUGCACCGUACAUCGCAGUUCCUGGAUGGACGAAGAAAGUGAACUGAUCCAGCCCCAAGACCAGAGCUGCUGGGCCACUCUGCCCGAUGUGUGUCUGUGCCGUGUUUUCUGGUGGCUAGGAGACAGGGACAGGUCCAGAGCUGCUCUUGUCUGCAGAAAGUGGAACCAGAUGAUGUAUUCUGCUGACCUCUGGCGGUACAGGACCAUCACCUUCAGCGGGAGACCUUCCAGGGUACAUGCAUCUGAAGUUGAGUCAGCUCUUUGGUAUGUUAAGAAGUUUGGUCGUUAUCUGGAGCGCCUGGAGGUCAAAUUCCUGAAUCCUUACAAUGCUGUCUUGACCAGGAAGUUCCAGGUCACCAUGCGGGGCCUCCUGUCUCGUCUGAGUAAGAGCAACAACCGUCUGAAAUCUCUUUCCAUCCAAUACCUGGAGCUGGACCGCCUGGUGUGGAGGAACAGCAUCAGGAGCUCAUUCAUCAAGAGCUUGAGCUUCUUCUUAAAGAAGAUGGGCAAACAUCUGGAAUAUCUCAACCUAAAAGGGGCCAGGCUGACCGUGGAGCAAGGCUGCCAAAUUCUCGACUCCCUCAGCUACAUGAGGAAUGAGAAUAUGAUCUCAGAGCUCAACAUCGAGGACUAUUUCAGCCAUCACCUUGCUGUCUACAGCAGCCCCCAGUUCAAAAAGACCAUGUCCACCUUCCACCGUCUUGUGUCCCUGAACCUCAACUACAACUGUAUCUCCGACGAGCUGCUUGAGAACUUGUGUGAGAACGCCAGCACCCUCCGGACCAUCAACAUCAAAUGCCACAUUCAUGACCCCCACGGACAGGUCAUCUGGGGUAUGUCCUGGGCCAAGCUGGCCAGGCAGGCCACCAAUCUGAAGGUGAACUUCUUCUUUGAACGGAUCAUGAAGUACGAACGCUUAGCCCGAAUCCUCUUGCAGGAGAUCCCGAUCAGGAGCAUCAGUCUGAGAAGCUGCUAUUUCAGUGACCCAGACUGGUCAAUGAGACCCACUCUGAUAGAUCUCCUGCCCACCUUCCGGCACACUCUGCAGAAAUUAACUUGUGAAUUCAACAAUAACCAUGAGUCACUCGACGAGGAGCUGCACCUCCUCAUCAUAUCCUGCAGGAAGUUGUUUUACUUCAAAAUCUGGGCUUUCCUUGAUGUUACUUUUGUGGAGCGGAUCCUGAAGAGUCAGAAAGAACGGCAGUGUGCCCUGCGUAUAUUCAAGGUGAGAAUUUAUACAAACAGAAAUGACACGAACGAAGAGGACAAGACCUUGCGGGAAAUUUACAGGAAGUACAGAAAGCUGAUCGAAUCAGAGCUUAGCUAUUUGGUCAUCGCUUACUCUAUAAUGUAAUGAGUGCUCUACAGAUGAAGAAAGCUAGGAGCACUUUGAACUUGAAAAUCAUUUCUCUUAGAACUACACUUGGGCACUGCCAGCCCUUUUGCUCCUCUCUCUCCCCACUUUUUUUGUCAGCUCCACAACAACACGAGCAGCCCAGCAAAAGCUGAGACUGCCGAUGACCUGAAGGCUCCAGGUGGCUUUAAAGCUUUAAAGCGCUAUGUUUACCAACUA
Nomascus leucogenys (northern white-cheeked gibbon) is the source of this 1686-nucleotide messenger RNA. It is a transcript of the gene FBXO39, whose product is annotated as F-box protein 39. The record is from RefSeq and is a predicted model, not a curated record. NCBI's taxonomy places the organism in Eukaryota, Metazoa, Chordata, Mammalia, Primates, Hylobatidae. Gene Ontology annotation, molecular function: protein binding.